AUGGCGGGCGACGCAGAGACUGUGCGCGGCACAGCCGGGUGCGGGGCCAUUAGCAUAAUGAGCAGCCGCAACUUCCGCAGCAACACACGCAAACCGGGCCUCGUUAUCCGGGGAUUAGGCCCCUUGGUGAUUAGCACCCGCCACGCCCGCUCCUUCCUUUGGGCAUCUGACAACCGGCGACACCUGCACCCUCCCAAGUGUCACUCCAUGUCCAUCCGCUGGCCGGGCUGCGCCCUGGGAAGCCACGCUUGGAUCCUGAUCGCCAUGUUUCAGCUCGCCAUGGACCUGCCCGCGUGCGAGGCCCUGGGCCCCGGCCCCGAGUUCCGGCUGCUGCCCCGCCCGUCGCCCCGGCCGCCCCGCUUGUGGAGUUUUAAGAGCGGACAGCCGGCCAGGAUCCCCGCGCCCCUGUGGAGCCCCCGCCCGGCCCGCGUGGAGCGCAGUCACGGGCAGAUGCUGAGUCCCCGUGCCAAACGGGCGCACAGACCCAGGGACCAGGUGGCCGCCCUGGUGCCCAAAGGGGGGCUCACCAAGCCCCCAGCUGCUGCCAAAUCCAGCCCUUCCCUGGGCCCCUCCCCGCCCUCCCCGUCGUCCCCGGUGGGCAGCGCGGCCCCCUCGGACCAGCAGGCCCUGCUGCGGAGGGGACGGCGGCAGCUGCAGGAGGUCGGGCUCAACGGCUUCGACCUCCGAGGCAGCAGGCCCACCACGGAGACCGAGUUCAUCGCGUGGGGGCCCACGGGGGAGGAAGAGGCCCUGGAGUCCAACACGUUUCCCCGCGGCCCCACCACAGCCUCCUACUUCCAAACACGGAAGACAACCCCGGCCACUGCCGCCACGGCCGCCACGGCCGCCACGGCCACCUCCACGACACUGCAGACUAAGGGGGUCACGGCGCCCCUGGACCCCAGGCAUAGGAUCCCGGUUGGGCUGAGCACAACGGAGCCUUCCACCAGUCCCAGCAGAGACGGCGGCAAAGACACCAAGCCCCCGCGGAUUCCGGGGGAGACCUCAGGUUUGGCUGUCCAUCAGAUCGUCACCAUCACCGUCUCCCUCAUCAUGGUCAUAGCUGCGCUGAUUACAACUCUUGUCUUAAAAAACUGCUGUGCCCAGAGCGGGACCACGCGGAGGAACAGCCACCAGCGGAAGAUCAACCAGCAGGAGGAGAGCUGCCAGAACCUGACGGACUUCACCCCCGCGCGGGUGCCCAGCAGCCUGGACAUCUUCACGGCCUACAACGAGACGCUGCAGUGCUCGCACGAGUGCGUGCGCCCCGCCGUGCCUGUGUACACCGACGACACGCUGCACCCCGCGGGCGAGUACAAGUCCACGUUCAACGGGAACCGACCCUCCUCUUCGGAUCGGCACCUCAUCCCCGUGGCCUUCGUGUCUGAGAAGUGGUUUGAGAUCUCCUGCUGACUGGCCAAGUCUUUUUUACCUCCUGGGGGCAGGGCGGACCCCAUGUGUCUGUUUCACGGAUUCUGUUGGUGAACCUGUAAAAA
Messenger RNA from Miniopterus natalensis, 1496 nucleotides. The record is from RefSeq and is a predicted model, not a curated record. NCBI's taxonomy places the organism in Eukaryota, Metazoa, Chordata, Mammalia, Chiroptera, Miniopteridae.